Molecule: messenger RNA, 1871 nt
Organism: Malaya genurostris
Lineage: Eukaryota; Metazoa; Arthropoda; Insecta; Diptera; Culicidae
Product: cytochrome P450 9e2-like
Exons: 4
Coding region: 96-1487 (463 amino acids)
Molecular function (GO): iron ion binding; monooxygenase activity; heme binding
Source: RefSeq, a predicted model, not a curated record
ACAAUGGACCUUGUUUACACACUUUCAUUGAUCGGUUUAUUUGUGACUUAAACAAAAUAAUUUAUGACCAAUAUGUCAAUGACAGGGUAGUUGGAAUGUCGGACUUCCAAGGGCGAGUGUUCAUGCUACUGGAUCCGGAGCUGAUAAAAAUGAUUGCGAUCAAAAAUUUCGACCACUUCACGGAUCGACGACCAACAUUUUGGAACUCGAACGCUAAGAAUCCCAAAACUAUAUUGAACCGGACGCUAUUCACGUUGUCUGGGAAUAAUUGGCGGAACAUGAGGGCCACUCUGAGUCCGGCAUUUACCGGAAGCAAAAUGCGGUUGAUGUUUGAGCUGGUUCUAGAGUGCUGCGAAAAUAUGGUUCGACAUUAUCGCAAACAGCUUACGGAUUCGAGUUCUGUAGAAUAUGACAUGAAGGAUAUUUUUUCCCGAUUUACUAAUGAUGUCAUAGCUACAUGUGCUUUCGGAAUUAGGGUAGAUUCGCUGAAAAAUCCGAACAAUGAUUUUUUCAUUAAUGGCAAAAAGACGACACGUUUCCAAAUGCUUAGUGUGUUUUGGCGUGUGUUCGCCAUCAAUUUAUUUCCAAGAAUUACGGAUGCUUUAGGGAUAGAACUCAUUGCACGUGAACAAUUGGAAUACUUCUCCGAGUUGAUCUUAAAAGCCAUGGAAACUAGAAAUUCGAAAAAUAUUGUUCGACCCGAUAUGAUACAUUUGCUUAUGGAAGCUCGCAAAGGAGUACUGAAACAUCAGCAUCAACGCGAAAAUGAGCAGAAUGAUGGAUUUGCGACUGUACGAGAGUCUGAAAUUGGUCAAGCUCAAACAAAUUUUAAAAUGAUGGAUGUGGACAUGGUAGCUCAGUGUUCAAUUUUUUUCACGGCAGGAUUCGAUACUGUGUCUUCUUGUUUAAUGUUUUUAGUUUACGAAUUAACAAUUAAUCCCGAUGUUCAACAACGUCUCUAUGCAGAAGUACUGCAAACUGCCAAAGAACACGAAGGCUUACCACUUAGUUAUGAAUCUUUGCAAAACAUGAAGUACAUGGACAUGUGUGUCUCCGAAAGUCUACGAUUGUGGCCACCGAUACCUUUGGUUGAUAGGCUUUGCGUCAGUGACUAUCGAGUGGAUGAUGGACGACUUCAUUUCACUAUCGAAAAAGGUGCCGGUAUUUCGAUACCGAUACAUGGUCUUCACAGAGACUCUAGAUAUUUUCCCGAUCCAGAGCGCUUCGAUCCAGAACGAUUUAACGACAGGAACAAAGUAUGUAUCAAUAUGGGAGCCUAUUUACCGUUUGGCGUUGGUCCUAGAAACUGCAUCGGAUCUCGAUUUGCACUUAUGGAGGUUAAGGCCAUUGUCUAUCAUAUGUCAAUGAAUUUCCGUUUCGUAAGAACGGAAAACACACCAGUACCGAUGAAGUUGACCAAUCGAUCUGCUUCGAUGGGAAGCGACCGAGAUGUGAUAGUAGCUUUGCAAUUGCGAAAGAAUGAGUGACAUUGAGUAAUCAAAGUAUUCAUUAAACAAAAUUAACUGAUUAGAUAUAAUUGUGACAAAUAAUAAUCGAAGUCGAGCAGGAUAUAAAUUAAGAUGUACACAUGAGUCCUUAUGUAGAUUUUUAUUAUUAAUACUUAAAAUGCGUAGCAUUCAUCUGAGGGAUAAAGAUUUUGACAAAAGGCGAUGAAAAAUGGAAUGAGAGGACGGACAUGCCGAGAUGAGUAGUACCAUCGCUUUUCACGCAACGCCUUGGUUCGAUUCCUAAACCUACCUACAGGAUCAAAAAGUUUGUUUUCUCUGAUUCGUAAUUCGAUAUAUUACAAAACUUGUAUAAACUUUUAUAAUCGAAAUAAAAAAAUAGAAUAAUAUACAAUUUAUUAUCAG